AAACGUGGGCGCUCUUAUGGCAACAAGGAAGCGUAAAGGGAGGCAAGAGAGAGAGAGGACGGAACGCGAACGCCUUUAACAACAAAUUGUAGUUGUCUAAUUGUACAUACUUUAGUGAUUCAAGUCGGGUCUUUUCUUUACAAGAUUGUUCUCGAAAUUAUCGACUCUUUUCCCGAAGUGUGUUGGGGUUUUAUUUUAUUUUAUUUUGGCGGCGGGUUCUCGUGUUGAGUGACGGAUUAAGUGGCUAUUUGGUCACGAUUUUUUUUAUUUGUGUUUCUUUUUUGUUACGUGGUCUGGUUUAUUUUACGUGUUGUGAUUAAGAGUUUUGGUUUAUUUGUAGGGUUCGGUUAGAGAUGUAGAGGGCUUUUCGUUCACACAGUACAGUACAAACAUACAACGCACAUACGUGACAUACAGUACAUUUACACGUACAGUGGAAGUGGAUAUUUGAAUAACUGAGCUCACGCUUGUAUCCAACACAUUAAUAUACAACUCAUUAAGUUGUAUACCACACACUUGGCGUGACAUACACACAAUACAUAGCACACGCAUACUGUACAGCACACAAGCGUAACACAACACACUUAACACGUAAUUAUCUACCAUUACACGUAGACCAGUUAAAACUCCAGUGCUGUUUGAUCAAGUGAUUGCUUACCGAGAGAACAUUUAUCCUUCGUAUCUAGUGCUGCAGUAUUUAAGUGUAGAACUGUAGUGUAAAUUAAAAUUCGUAUUGUAAACAUCGCGAAUUGGACCAUUACCCAGUAUAAGCUGUACGUGUAACUUUAAUAUACUUGUGAAAUAUAGUGUACAUCAAAUACAAUAAUACAAGUUAUACAAAACGUACAUUCUUCCCAAAAAAUACAACUAUACACGUAAAUCCUUACUUUAAACUAGACAGGCUAUUUUACAAACAUUGUUCAUAAUACAUAGUGGCACAAAUAGACACCAAACACAUUACACGUCUUCAGCCCAUAAACUUACCACAUCCACACACAAACAACACGCCACGCACGGGCAAGACAACUCAUAUAGUUUAGCCCCAGGGUGAGACGAUCAUCCAGCAUGGCCCUGUCAGAUCAGUCUCAGGUGUGGUUCCCCACACACGUGCAGGUCACCGUGAUCCAGUCUCGAGGUCUUAGAAUCAAGGGCAAGCAGGGCCUCAAUGACGCCUACACCCUCAUCCAGCUGGGCAAGGAGAAAUACUCCACCUCGGUGGCCGAGAAGACUCUGUGUCCACGCUGGCAGGAAGACUGCACAUUCGAGGUGCCUGCGGACGCCUCUUCGGCCAAGAAGAGCACCCUGGUGCUCACGGUGAUGCACCGAGCCCUGGUGGGUGGUGACAAGUUCUUGGGCCAAGUCACCCUGCCGCUGCGUGACAUCUACCAGGACAGCACACGCAAGAAGACCCAGUGGUACAAGUUGGAGUCGAAGCCCGGCAAGAAGGAGAAGGAGCGCGGCGAGCUCGAGGUCAACAUCCAGUACAUGCGCAACAACCUGACGGCCAGCAUGUUCGACCUGUCGCUCAAGGACAAGAAGCGCACGCCGUUCGGCAAGCUGCGCGACAAGGUGUCCGGCAAGAAGAAGGAAGGCUCCAAGGGCGGCGAGUCCUCCUCGGCCGUCGUGUCAUCUUCGGCCGCGAUGGACAGCGACGAGGAGGGGCAUGCACCUGACGUUGAGCAGAAGAAAAAGAAGACCAAAACCCUGAGCCUGUUUUCCAAGUCAAGCAUGCAGAAGGGCUCUGUGUCCCAGUCGAUGCUUACUCUCCCCACGAGCAAGGGGCUCGGCAGCCUGGCCUCCCUCUCUCCGUUUCGCCACCACGGCCGUCGGGAGAGCAGUGGCACUGCGUCCGUCAACUCUGACUCAGAUUCUGUCGGAGGCAGCAACCCUAAUCUGGCCGACAGCCCCGAUGGGUCCCCAGGCGCUUCCAAGUCUGACGCCGAACCGCACCCCGGGCUAAGCACUUCUCCCCUGGCCUCCACCGAAGUGCAGUCUACUCACCGCCGGCACGUGUCGCUCACGGGCAUCGAGGAGGAGGAGGGCAACCGAGAAGGCCUGCCGGGGAAAAGCAAGAAGAGCACCAGCAGCGGCGGCAGUAACCCGUUUGGGAGCGACGACCUGGGGGACGCGAACCCCUUCGCCAACAAGAAGGGGGCAGACGACCCGGCACACAAAAACCCCUUUCAGGAGAAGUCGCCCCCUUCAGGGUCUGCGUCUUCAGCCCCCGCAAAAAAAUCGGAGGAAAAGAAAAGUCACUCUUCAGGGUUCUCCCUGCCGAGCCUCACCAAGUCGUCCAGCAAACCGCCCAAGGUGCCCGAGCAGUCCAAGCACGCGGAUGCGGAACAGCCCAAGAAAGAGUCGGGCAAGAAGCUCAAGCUGCCUUUCUUCUCGACGCCAGACAGCAAGGCAGAGUCCGCCCCCGAGAGCUUGCCGGCCGCCACAAAGCACCCGGCAGAGGAAGUGGCGACGCGGGAAAGCCCAAGGCCCAGCGUGGCGGUUAACCCGUUCACCAUGGAGGGCAAUGACACGGAAACUGUGACGAAGCCAGGCACACCACACCCCAUCAAGCCCAUGCGAAUCAGGGCAGUGGAACUUCCCUCCAACUCCAGCCCUGUUGCAGCCCCGAGGGAGACAAGAAAUCAAGGCAAGCGGCCGGCACCGGCGGUGCCCGGCGGCUUACGGAUGAACGACAAGGACUUGGCGACGGAGAUGCGCGAGAGCCAGGGAGGCCAGGACGAAGGGCCCUACGCGCACCUGACGCGUGCCGAGCUCGUGCAGCUGCUGACACGGCAGCAGGCGGAGCUGGUGGACCGAGAGCAGCGCAUCCACGCCAUGGAGGACUACAUCGACAACCUGCUGGUGCGCGUCAUCGAGGAAACCCCCGCCAUCCUGCGGCAGCCAGAGCGCGGCGCGGGCCGCAAGGCCGGUCGGGUGUGGUGACCUUGCAGAGGUUCACCUCUGACGCCAUCCCAUCCCACACGUGUCACCCUUCUUUAUUUGUCCCACGUGAAAGAGACACGUGACGUCGGUCGACUACGUUGGCAGUGGUGUUACGAGCCCAGGCUGGUAAAAACCUCACCACCGUCACCAUCAAUGCUGUCUUUUUAACAAACAAGCAAUAAUUGUGUGUAUCCAGAGCAGAGAGCCAUUGCCCCAAAACGCUAGCUUACUGCACUGUAAUUCUGUUGUAAGCAGUGCUAAUGAUGAUGGUGGUGAGUUUUUUUUUUUUUGUUCAGCCUCGGCUUAGAAAUUGACAAAUUCUCGGGCGAGCACCAUCGAGGGCACGCUGAGCUCAACGGAGAAACUCCUCUUGGCAUGAUGCUCUCCCAUUGCAAUGUCGUAAAAUUAGUAGUUCAAGAAGGAGCGUGGUUAAGUAGCAGGGGGGGGGGGGGGGGGCGCCCCAAACCAAUCCCUAAUCCCCCUGCGAGCUGUGCAGGUGGUGCUGAGACGUACAGUGGAGACGGCGAUAGGGUUGAGCGCUGCAGGUGCUGAGCUGAGCGGCUGUCCCUUGAAAGCCACCAGCCUCCUGCCCCUUCUCUUCCGCCACUCUUCAAACAGCUCCUGUUUUUCUCUCUUUCGUACCUUCCUUCCCUUUACCUCGGCUCCGCCGCGCCUUGGAAACCCCCUCUCUCUGUGAGAUAAUCUUCUGUGCCUGCCCCUGUGGUGACCACACGGCCGCUCCCGACUCUCUAAUCGGCUGUGGGAGGAUGCAGCCGCGAAGUUUCGCUGUGAAGCGUGCUGUGCGGAGCAGCGCGCCGCGUUGGCAAUUAUAAACGGUGCCUUCACAGCGCAUGUCGCGAGACACUGGGUGGGGGCGGUGGUAGUUUUUAAAACGCUGGCGCGACCACUGACAAUGAAUGCUCACUGGGGAAAUUGGUGCGCGGGGUGUGCGGCAUUCUUCCAAGAUUCAAAUACUGUAUCCUGCUUCCUUGCACGUUUUGAUUAAAACAAUAAUUUGUGGGUUUAAAUCUCACAAAGAUUAACGUAUAAAAACUCGUUCUUUCAGCAUUUAGUCUUAAAAUUUGGCGUAUCUGAUGAAAUGUAAGGGGUUUUUUUUUUCCUCUAUCCCAAAAAUACAAAUUGUGUAACCGUCGUGUAACAAUGAUGAUGACAAAGGGUGCACAGUGGUCUUCGUGCAGAUGCAAUUAAUUUUUAUCCUGGAAUGUUAUAUACCAAAGGGCUCUCUUGAUAAUUAUGCACUGUUAGUACAACGUCCAAUAUGCUGUUCUCUUGAGUUCACCGAAUGCUGAUGGUGAUUUGUUUUUGUUCAACUACUGUUUUGAGCGCCGCCUUGGUUCUGUUGCGCUACGGAUUAACUGUUAGCACCCCAUGCAAUUUGUAAAGCAUAUGCUGAGAUUUCCUCCAGUGCGUCUGAUUGCGGUUGCUCUCCAACAACGGGGGAUCACGUUGGAAUGUUUUGCCUCAUUACUAAGUAAAGUGGCCUCCUGCACAAAAGCCUUGAAGAAUGAAGUGCAAGAUUUGUCGCACUAAAAAUUAUACACUGGCUUCACCUUACAUUACUGAUAUUUAAAUGAAUUCCAUGAAUAAAAAGAAAUAACAACAGACUUCUGUUACAUGUAUACGGUAUAUUACAGUGUAGGCUGACGAUAUGUCUGUAAUUGGUGGCGUGGUUGCAAUUGUGCUGUUUGUGACAUGUCAGAAAGACACUGGAGUGCUGGACUGGCAUAUGGGGCCAGUAGAAAUCUCAUAAAACACUAAUAAUAAUUAGAAAUAGUUUUGUGUGUUCACUUUGUCUCACUACCUUACGGGUUUUGUACUUUCAGUGUUCGGUUUUGUCUCACACUUGUAAGAGCAAAAUGAACUUUGUUUGGCUGGUACAGAGAAAAAAGGUAUGCGUCUACUGAGAUUACAUCUCGACUAUUGCCAUCAGGUUCCUCAUACAGCGUUGGCUUUUUUGGCAAAAAAAACAUCGUGUCCCAACCCACGUGGCAUGUGCAUGUUCAUGCUGCAUAAUGUCAGAGAUUCUCUGUGUACGUGAGUCCGUGUUUGCUUACUUGAGGGAUUUUUUUUUCAAAACCGUACAGGAUAUUGGUUUGUAUUUGUGGUUAAACCGGUGAAAAUUAUUAUCCGUGGAAGCAAACUCGGUGCACCCUUCAGCAAAGUCAUUUGAAAAACAAGCUGAUUUUUGGCAUGCAGACGGAUGGCAUUUUUUUCAUCGAUUGCCAUUUAAAUGUUUCGUACGGAUGACAUUUCAAAUAAAGCCUUCACGUGAUAUACAUGACUAUAAUGAGAUUAAUUACAAAUCAAAGGAAGUGUGAGGCAAAAUAAAUCCUGACUUAAUAUUGUACAAACACUGGUUUUGUUUCUUGCUUGUUCAUUAAACCAAAAAUGAAAUUCAAUUUGAGUUCAACCAAUGUAGUCAUUUGAGAGAUUUCUAUUGGCUCCCAAUAAUUUCCUUUGUUAAGUUCAAAUGUUGCUUUCGAGCGUGGAGAACAUUCCGUUGGUUUCUGAAGUAAUUUCUGUAUAUUCUUAUGUUCCUAAAAUGCUUAUAAUUGUCGUUAGCACAAGUAUCGUUUGCUUAGGAAAUAUAUCCUUUCACAGAAAUUAUAUAAAUAUUUAAAAUUCGGUGGACGUGUAGGCGUAGUUUCUGCAAGUACACAAUAUUAAUGUACAACUCUAUUUAAAAGUUGACUGUAGUCUUCCCUCUAAUUGAUGACUCACGCCAAAUGACCUACAAUAACAUGAAACGAUUAAAUAAUUACUUGUAUAUUGAGUGCCUUCAUAUCGGACGUAUGGCGUUUGUAACACAACCUAUGCAUGGACAAAUAUCGAUUGGAUCUUAGUCACAAUAUGGUGAAGGAGGUAUGUUGGAAAGUGGUUUAUUAUUAAUAAAGUAUUUUAUUCUGUAAAA
This is a messenger RNA of Lethenteron reissneri (Far Eastern brook lamprey), 5872 nucleotides long. Its product is annotated as rab11 family-interacting protein 1-like. Gene Ontology annotation, cellular component: intracellular membrane-bounded organelle. NCBI's taxonomy places the organism in Eukaryota, Metazoa, Chordata, Hyperoartia, Petromyzontiformes, Petromyzontidae. The record is from RefSeq and is a predicted model, not a curated record. Gene Ontology annotation, biological process: regulated exocytosis. Gene Ontology annotation, molecular function: small GTPase binding.